Molecule: messenger RNA, 2083 nt
Organism: Aethina tumida (small hive beetle)
Lineage: Eukaryota; Metazoa; Arthropoda; Insecta; Coleoptera; Nitidulidae
Product: leukotriene A-4 hydrolase
Exons: 10
Coding region: 73-2022 (649 amino acids)
Biological process (GO): proteolysis; peptide catabolic process
Cellular component (GO): cytosol
Molecular function (GO): aminopeptidase activity; zinc ion binding; epoxide hydrolase activity
Source: RefSeq, a predicted model, not a curated record
AUAUGUAGAACUUUGACAACUUGAUUGAAUACUAUUUGACAAUACUAAGAUAAUAUUUUAUAAUUUUUGCAGAUGUUUCAAACUAAACUAAUUUUUAUGUUAAUGUUAACAUCAUCAACGAGUGUUAUUGUUGGACUACUAGCAAUAUUGUUUGCAAGUGUUUAUGAAGGCCAUAGUGCAGGAAAAAUGUCCGAGCUAGCCUUAAGCCCUUUAGACCCCAGUUCCUUUUCUAGGCCAGAAAUUGCUGUCGUCACAAACAUUUUCCUUAAUUUAAAUGUGAAUUUUGACAAAAAAAUUUUGUCUGGAAAUGUCCAUCUUUCAGGAAAAAAAGUGCAGGAUAAUGCUACAGAAUUGGUCCUGGAUAUUUUAAAAUUAAAUAUCAAUUCCAUUUAUGAUGUUGAUACUAACAAACAAUUAAAUUAUUCAAUUUCUGAUCCAAUUAUUGAAGAACUUGGAUCCAAAUUGACAGUAGAGCUUCCAGAGGGAAAGAUUGAAUUCACUAUUGGUAUUGAUUAUGAAACUAGUCCAGAUGCAACUGGUCUGCAAUGGUUAGAACCUAGUGCUACUGCUGGCAAAAAACAUCCAUAUCUUUUUAGCCAGUUUCAGCCCACACAUGCUAGAUCAGUCCUACCAUGUCAGGACACACCUGCUGUAAAAGUUAAAUAUACUGCAACAAUUUCUGCGCCUUCUGAAUUUACGGUGUUAAUGUCCGCUAUUCGAGGCGAAGUGAAAGAACUUCACUCUGGAAAAAUAUCACACUUCGUCCAGAACGUACCACUGCCAUCCUAUUUGAUCGCUAUUGCGGUCGGUGUGUUGGAAUCUAGAAAACUGGGACCGAGAUCCCACGUUUGGGCGGAAAAAGAAAUUAUCGAAGACUGCGCUCACGAAUUUGCCGAAACUGAACACCAACUUAAGACUGCCGAAGAAAUAUGCGGUCCUUACGUUUGGGGCAUUUACGACUUACUUGUAUUACCGCCCAGCUUUCCAUAUGGCGGCAUGGAGAAUCCUUGUUUAACUUUUGUGACUCCUACUUUAUUGGCUGGUGACAGAUCUUUGGCUAAUGUAGUAGCCCAUGAAAUUGCUCACAGCUGGACUGGAAACUUGAUCACUAAUCGUAACUUCGAACAUUUUUGGUUGAAUGAAGGUUUUACUGUGUUUGUUGAACGUAAAAUUAAGGGCAAACUAGAAUCGCCCCAAAGUCAAGAUUUUGAUGCUUAUUCACAUGUCAGCGAGUUAGAAGAAACGAUAAAUCUUAUUGGAAAAACUAGUCCAUUGACUCAGUUGGUAAUUAAUCUUAAAGGAAUUCAUCCAGAUGAUGCGUUCUCCACUGUUCCUUACGAAAAGGGACAAACUUUCUUAAGAUACUUAGAGGCCACAGUUGGUGGACCAGAACAAUUUGAGCCGUUCCUACGUAAAUACUUUGACACCUUUAAAUACAAAUCCAUUGAUACUGACGAUUUUAAAAACUUUUUCGAGAAUUACUUCAGCAGCGUGACUAAUAUCAAGGACAUAAAUUGGAAUCUUUGGCUGUACACUCCGGGAAUGCCACCAGUUAUUCCUGAUUAUGAUAAAACUUUGGCUAUUGCAGCUGAUGACAUAGUGGACAAGUUCAUCAACUGGAAAGAUGAGUCGCCAAUACCUAUAUCUGAAGAAGUAAAGUCUAAAUUGACUACUGGACAACUUAUCUAUAUUCUAGGAAAAUUAUCUGCUUCUGAAGCCCAACCAAUUAAUAAACUUGAAGCUUUCAAUAAACUGUUUAACUUAGACAAGGUGAAGAACUCCGAGAUUAAGUUCAGAUGGUUGAGAAUCUGCCUCAAAGCUCAUUGGGAAGAAAAAGUUGAUGCAGUAUUGAGUUGGAUUAAUGUUGUUGGAAGAAUGAAAUUUGUACGUCCAUUAUACAGAGAUUUGUACAACUGGGAGGCAUCGAGAAACAAAGCCAUAGAGAACUUUAAACAAAACAAACAUAAUAUGAUGCAUGUUUCAGCUUACACUUUGGAAAAGGACUUGCAUCUUUCUAAUUAAAUUUUACACAAACUUGUUAAUGCAUUUAUACAUUUUAUGUAAAUAAAUAGUUUAAAUGGAA